AUGAGUGACCAAGCAAACUAUAGCGAUGCUCCAAAUAGCCCGGUCCAUCCAGAUCCUGAUCAAGAAGCCUCCAAUUUACCUGAAAGAAGUCUCCCAGGGAGUGUGCUUGAUCUUUUGGACUUGAAUCCAGAUCUAGAGGCUAAAACAGCGACAGAAUCAACCACAAGAAAUACAAAUGGUUUAGAGCAUACCAUUGACGAUCACCUUUAUGACAGACUGGAAGAUUUUCAACCAACAUUAGUUCCCUCGCCGCUCAAUCCUGUACAACCUCAUCUGGGGAGAAGGUUAUCCUCUUCACAACAAUCAAAAUUCAUAAAUUAUGCUGAUGAAAGGUUACUACACAUCCAAAGGAGAUUUGUUCAAUCCUUUGGACUAAGUGAACUGGGCUAUAGCUCAAUUGAUGAGCUUCUUAAUGAUGUUAAACAAUUGUUGAAUUUUGUCUGGCUUUCUAUUGAUUCCAACCCAACUAUUCAUGAUAAAGAGUAUUAUUCCACCUUACCUGACACCAACUUUGGCCAAACACACUUUUUAAUACGGAUAGCUGGUGACUUGGUGGAAUACGUGGGGAAAAUGGAAAUCACACAAGCUUCAGGUGUGGAAAUUUUAAAACUGUUGAAGUCGUUAGAUGAUAAAUUUGCAAGACUUAUAGAUGGAACAAUACCAGGUGGGAAAUCCAUAAAUAGAACGGAAAGUGUGAGGCUUUAUGGGAUUGCUGAAAGAACCAGGGUACUGGUUUCUGAUUUAUUUGAGAAGAAACAGAUUGAAGGAUUCCAUUACGAGUUGAGUAAAGUCUAUGAGCAGGUUCUAGAUAGAACUGCCUGAAAAUAAGCAACUUACAAGAGUCCACAAAUGUCAAUGG
Molecule: messenger RNA, 859 nt
Organism: Hansenula anomala
Lineage: Eukaryota; Fungi; Ascomycota; Saccharomycetes; Phaffomycetales; Wickerhamomycetaceae
Gene: TFB6
Product: TFIIH complex subunit TFB6
Exons: 1
Coding region: 1-822 (273 amino acids)
Cellular component (GO): transcription factor TFIIH holo complex
Source: RefSeq, a predicted model, not a curated record